This is a messenger RNA of Loa loa (African eye worm), 1737 nucleotides long. RefSeq names its product run domain Beclin-1 interacting and cystein-rich containing protein. Bases 1 to 1698 code for a protein of 565 amino acids. NCBI's taxonomy places the organism in Eukaryota, Metazoa, Nematoda, Chromadorea, Rhabditida, Onchocercidae. Gene Ontology annotation, cellular component: intracellular membrane-bounded organelle. The transcript is spliced from 12 exons. The record is from RefSeq and is a predicted model, not a curated record. Gene Ontology annotation, molecular function: phosphatidylinositol phosphate binding.
AUGGGCAUAAUCCGGCGACAUAAUACGAUGGAUGUGACUUACAAUGAAUGUGCGAGAUAUGCAACAAUUGCCAAAGGAAUUUCAAGCUUGAAAAAGGGAGGUACCAAUCAUCGACGGCACCAUUCUGAGCCUGUUUAUCGCUCCGGUACUUUGUCACAAUAUUUUUCGAGUUCAGAGGAAGCAUUGGAAUUGUGCUUGAAUGAUGAUGCAGUGGAUGACGGCCAAAUUGGUGGAAGUUGGGAUGAUGCAAAGCGUUUUCUCAUUGAAUCACGAAAACAAGAUCUAGAGAUUUCGAGGGAUAUGGAACGCGAAAACAUGCAUUUAUAUUUGAGUGAGAUGCUUAUUGCUGCCAUGGAACAGAUGCAGUGGCGUGCAAUUGUUGAAUCCCAACAGAAUUUUAUUGCGCGAGCCAAAAAUACGAGUUCCUGUCCUACAUUGGCGGUAUCUUCUUCAGAGUCGGUUUAUGACGGUUCUUCUGAACAAAUAGAAGAAAAAACAUUGCUGGUUCGUCCGUGUUCUGUGCUUCUGCUGAAGAUUUACGAUUUAGCGAGGAUAAAAAAAGAACAAUGGAAUGUUUCUUCCAAGACAGUUUCGUCCAGCAGAAAUAAUGAAGCUGACGAUGACAAUAUUUGUGAAAAUUCGGCUGAAGCAGUUGCAUCCUCACUAUUCAAGCAAUUUUCGAUGGCUUACAAACCGCGCUCAGCUGCUGACAUACAGUGGCUUGUUUCUUAUGCACAAGCACCUCAAAAACUCCUUCCAAUGCCAGAUAGUAUAGCGGUGUUUUUCGAUGAAGUCGGUAGCGAUGGUCGGCCAAUUUUCUUUCGUGGUUCAGAGAAUUGGGCGCCUCCGAGAAAGCAGUGGAUUUUUCGGCUUCAUCCAGAAUUUCAAAGUGUGAGAAAGCUUCUUGAACAGCAACAAUAUCGUUGUGGUGGAUGUGGUAUUAAAGUUGCUAAAGUGUAUUGUCGUCGAAUGCGUUAUUGCGAUUACUAUGGCCGAGUAUUUUGUCAGCGGUGCCAUCAAGGUGCAAGAAGUCGUAUACCAGCACGCAUUGUAUAUCAAUGGAAUUUUAAAGAAUAUCCUGUUUCCGAUGUAGCACAUCGUUUCUUAUUAGAUAACCGUCGACAACCGGUGAUCAACGCAUCAGCGAUUGAUUCUCGUUUUUACAACAGAGUCCGUCGGUUAAAAAAAAUUAGGGAAGUACGAAUAAAACUUGUACAUAUUUGGUCUUACAUACGGCUUUGUAAUAUUGCUAAAGAAACGAUUACAAAAUAUGGGAAUUUAUAUGGUACAUUUUCGACAGUACCAAACUAUAUGUUGUCAGAUGCAGAUGUUUACUCGGUAGAAGAUCUAGAAAAUGUACGAAAAGGAGAACUUUUUCGAAUCAUCGCUCCUCUUGUGCAAUACGGACAAUAUCACAUUGAAGGAUGCCAGCAUUGCCGUGCUCAAGCAUUCGUUUGUGAACUAUGUGAUCGAAAGGAUGAUUUGUUAUUUCCAUUUCAAGUUGAAUAUGUGAAUCGAUGCGAGGAAUGCGGUUCAUUAAGUCAUAAGAAGUGUGCUGCUAGAAGACAGAAAGACGAAAAACCAUGUCCUAAGUGUUUGCGAAUUGAGCAAAACCUUGAAAGACAUCGGUGUUAUUCGGAAUGGUCUUUAGUACCAACUGAACAGCAAGAUUCAACGACGCCAUCGUUGGAUGAUUAGUGCAAAUGCUAUGAUCUAACGAAAAUUACUUAUACUGAG